Messenger RNA from Exophiala dermatitidis NIH/UT8656, 1002 nucleotides. RefSeq lists its product as uncharacterized. Bases 1 to 1002 code for a protein of 333 amino acids. NCBI's taxonomy places the organism in Eukaryota, Fungi, Ascomycota, Eurotiomycetes, Chaetothyriales, Herpotrichiellaceae. The transcript has a single exon. The record is from RefSeq and is a predicted model, not a curated record.
AUGGUAAGUAGCGUACUACAGAUUUGGCUCGAGUCCUUAACACGACAAUCUGUCAAGAAGACAGAAGCGGAAGCUAUCUCGAGAAAUGAGGGACUUCUUCCUGUGAAGCAAACUGCCAAUCCUUCAUGUUCUGUCAGGAUCACCAAGGAAGGGAGAUCAAAUUCUCAAAGCUCUGAGCGUCCAAAACCAGUGAUCACAGAAACGAGUCCCUCGGAAGUCGGCAAUGGAACCACCAACGCGUCGCUGCUCACCCCUGUACAGACGAAACCGUCGGAUCAAUUUAGUCAUGUGUUUGUGAAGUAUCAGUGGUCGAAGAAAAAGGCAGCACUCUCUGUCCCAGAGUUGAUCCGCCAGACACUCGUCCAACCGUUGACCCAGGCAGACCUCGCGCGAGUCGGAUACAUUUACAUGUUCUGGCACCCGGGUGACUUUGGCUACGUCAAGAUUGGAUACUCCGAAAACGUUGAAGAGCGGCUCCGCAGAUGGAGACAUCAAUGCAAGUUUGAUCUUGAACAACAGACUACCAGCGGAGAUCAGGACUUUGGUGUCGAUCGCCAGAUCCAACAUCCCCACAGGAUAGAGUCCCUCAUCCACGCUGAGCUCAAGGAGUACAGGGUAUCCGAACCGCGUUGCCCCAAUUGUCACAAAUGUCAUAGGGAAUGGUUUAAUGUUGCUGAAGACUAUGCCGUUAAAGUACUACGGAAGUGGGUACAAGCCGCGGAGUACUUGUAUUCAGGACGACACUUGAACAUUUCGGCUGCGCAGUUGGAGGAGUUGUGCAAAGUGACUGAAGACAACAGGGCCAAACUGGCUCCGCUGCCGAAGAAGGGGGCAAGGAGCUCAGGAAAGAUUUCAGGUUCCAAGCCAGGCACCAAGGCUGUCGGCAAGCGGCGUGGUGCACGAACAAACAAAGUCCCCGAUAGUGACCGGGUUGUUGACCCACCAACAAUUGUAUAUACCAACCAGCCGACUGACUUUCAUUUUACAAGAGCAAGGCGUUGA